Molecule: messenger RNA, 6497 nt
Organism: Rattus norvegicus (Norway rat)
Lineage: Eukaryota; Metazoa; Chordata; Mammalia; Rodentia; Muridae
Gene: Ogfrl1
Product: opioid growth factor receptor-like 1
Cellular component (GO): membrane
Molecular function (GO): signaling receptor activity; opioid growth factor receptor activity
Source: RefSeq, a predicted model, not a curated record
GGCGGCAUGGGCGGGAUGGGACUCGUGCGGCGGCGGCCCCCGGGCGCCCGGCUCCUCCCCGCCUGUGCGCCGGAGCGCCGGCGGCCGCGUUGAGCUGUGCGGCGCGGGCCGGGCGAGCUGCCGCCUGCGCCCGAAGCGAGCGGAGCGCGGCCAUGCCCGGGCCCUAGCGCGCUGCCGCAGCCCGCGCCCGCCGCCGCCUCUUCAAUGGGCAACCUGCUCGGCGGGGUCAGCUUCCGCGAGCCCACCACCGUGGAGGACUGCGACUCCACCUGGCAGACCGACUCGGAGCCCGAGCCUGAGCAGCCGGGGCCGGCAGGCGGUGGCGAGGGCCAGGAGCAGGACGAGCGGGAGCAGCCCGAGCAGCCUCCCGAGAGAGCCGGAGGGCGACCCCGCGCCAGUCCGGUGCCCGAGGACCACGCGGAGGCGGCGGGCGCGGAGCAGGGUGGUGAUUCCACGGAAGGAAAUGCUAAACCAAAGAGAAGCUUCUAUGCGGCGAGGGAUCUGUACAAGUACCGACAUCAGUACCCACAGAACUUCAAAGAUAUCCGAUACCAAAAUGACUUGAGCAACCUUCGCUUUUAUAAGAAUAAAAUUCCGUUUAAGCCAGAUGGUGUUUACAUUGAAGAGGUUCUGAAUAAGUGGAAAGGAGACUAUGAAAAGCUAGAGCACAACCACACUUACAUCCAAUGGCUUUUCCCCCUGAGAGAACAAGGCUUGAACUUUUAUGCUAAAGAAUUAACCACAUAUGAAAUUGAGGAAUUCAAAAAGACAAAGGAAGCAAUCAGAAGAUUCCUCUUGGCUUACAAAAUGAUGCUAGAGUUCUUCGGGAUAAAGUUGAUUGAUAAGACUGGAAAUGUUGCUCGGGCCGUGAACUGGCAAGAACGGUUUCAACAUCUGAAUGAGUCUCAGCACAACUAUUUAAGGAUUACCCGAAUUCUUAAAAGCCUUGGUGAGCUUGGGUACGAGAGUUUUAAAUCUCCUCUGGUAAAAUUCAUUCUUCAUGAGGCUCUCGUGGAAAACACUAUUCCCAAUAUCAAACAGAGUGCCCUGGAGUACUUCGUUUAUACAAUUCGAGACAGGAGGGAGAGGAGAAAGCUCCUGCGGUUUGCCCAGAAACAUUACACACCAUCAGAGAAUUUUAUAUGGGGGCCACCUAAGAAAGAACAACCAGAGAGAAGCAAAGCCCAGAAAACACCUACUCUGCCCGCUUUAGGCUCGAACGGCCAAACUUCUACGCACAAGAAAUCUAAGGACUCCAAAAAUUCCUCAGCAGCUAGUCACUUAAAUAACAAAACAGUGGAAGAAAAAAAGGUGGCAUCUAGAGAGCCCGGGGAGGAGACAGACAAGCCAAGCCCAGAGGCCAGCAGUGAAGAUACCAAGCCAAGAAACUCGGAGGACGACAAUGCUGCCGACCAAUCAGAGUCUCCACCCAAGAAAACCGUUAAUGAUUCCGCAGGAAAAGGGGAAUGUCCGACGACUUCUUCUGAAAAAGAUGGAGAAGGGGAAAACCAGAGCAAAGACUCUGAAAACCCUGAAAAUACCAGUUGUCACGCUGAGGUAGUGUCACAGCAAAAUGUCACAAACCCACAAACCAGUUCUGGUUAAGGGAGUUGAAAGAAAAACCCUGCUGUCUAAUGUAUCCUGAAGGACAGAGAUGAGGUCGCAUUUAAAAUGUUAGCCACCUGUGACUUUUGCUGUAAGCCCUUUGUUCUCCUUUUUUAUUUUGGAUCACGAUGAAUUGAACAUUUAAUAAGAAAUCUUAAGACCAGAUCCAAUAAAAGAAUGUAUUUAGGAUGUGUUUUCAAAUUCUGUACAUAACAGUCACUUGAAAAGUAGUUUCAAGUUGUCUAGGCACACUUCCGUAGCAUAUGCUCUCCAACAUGUUCUCUCGAGAGAUUCCUGCAGACAUUAGGCCCCUCUGGUGAUGCAGCAGCGCCUGGCUUUUAGAUUAGCGGAGGAUGAUGAGUGAGGUGUGCCCAAAAGUUUCCAGAAACUAAUCUGGAUUCUCAGAUUACGGCGCCUCAGAGCUCUGCCGUGGUUUGCUGCCCUCCUCUUCUCCCUCUCUUCUUGCUUGGGCAUCACCGUCUCUCUCAGCCACCACACGUUUUCCAGUAUACGGCAGGGCCCUCUCCUAUACCGGUGUCCAGGUGGAACAGAGGGGAUAUUUACUAGUCUGAUUUCAUGAUUUUUUUUAAGUUUCAUAAUAACAAAAAUAUUCUCAGUAUUAAGUGUUUAGAAAGGAUUUUUUUUUGUCUGUAUGUAAAAACAAGGAAUGAAAAUAGACUUUUGGUUUUUUUUCAUGGCUGUUCUAUACAAAAUUGGUAGUUGAUUAUGGAUGCAAAUCACUGAGGAAUGUUAUAAAAAACACAAAAAAAAAUUAGUCAUUUUGCAAAGAUGACUCUUCAUACUGUCAACAAGUUUGUCAACAGUUGUUGCUCAAUUGUCCUUUGAGCCAUUAGUGUAGUGGUGCCAUGAGGACUAUGCUGAUGUCACCAGUCCAUGGUGUCUACAUGUAUGUAGUAUGUUCAUCUUUAUGUAUGCCUAUUCAUCUCAUCUUCAUGUAAUAUGUGUAAUGUUCAUCUUCAUGUAUUGUAUAUAACAUUCAUCUUCAUGUAUUGUGUAUGUAUGUUCAUCUUCAUGUGUUGUGUGUGUAAUGUUCAUCUUCAUGUAUUGUGUGUGUAACAUUCUUCUUCAUGUAUUGUGUAUGUAUGUUCAUCUUCAUGUGUUGUGUGUGUAUGUUCAUCUUCAUGUAUUGUGUGUGUAUGUUCAUCUUCAUGUAUUGUGUGUAUGUUCAUCUUAAUGUAUUGUGUGUGCAACAUUCUUCUUCAUGUAUUGUGUAUAUAUGUUCAUCUCCAUGUAUUGUGUAUGUAUGUUCAUCUUCAUGUAUUGUGUGUAUGUUCAUCUUCAUGUAUUGUGUGUGUAUGUUCAUCUUCAUGUAUUAUCUGUGUAUGUUCAUCUUCUUGUAUUGUGUAUAUAUGUUCAUCUCCAUGUAUUGUGUAUGUAUGUUCAUCUUCAUGUAUUGUGUGUAUGUUCAUCUUCAUGUAUUAUCUGUGUAUGUUCAUCUUCAUGUAUUAUAUAUAUAUGUUCACUUUCAAGUAUUAUAUCUGUAUUUUCAUCUUUCAUUUGUCAUUUGAAACUGAGGACAGUUUGAAAUUAUAUAUACCCACUUUAAGUAAAUAUUAGAUUUGCAUAGCAUUGGUUAAAAGCUUUUUUCUACAGUUAUUACUAAUUAUUAGUGCGUAUCAGAAGACAAUCAAAAACACUGUGAUAGGAACUUUUGAACACUCAUACAAGCCGACGAAGUGAUGAACAGAAAAUAUUUUUACUUUUUUUUUAAAUGAGCAAAGAAUUGACUUUUAAAAAUCUCUCUUCAGCUUUUAAGAAAAGCCCCAUGUGCUUUUACCCACCCCACCCCCACAGCCCAGGGAAGCCUUCCUAUUUCCUCUUUUGUAGUAUGUCAUAUAAUCGUCUUCUUGGCAUUUUCAGCCCACGUCAGGGUGAUUCCUACAAUACUCCCGCCAAUCUUAUGCUUUUAGAAAUAAGAUUCUAUUGUUUUUAAAUGUACACAGCCCAGUUAUUUAUCUCUGACUUUAUCUGUGCAUCAUAGUGGCACAGCUAUGAGACACAUGUAUCUGUCAAUCAUAUCCCUGUAAGACAAGAAGCACUUCAUUGUUCUAGGUAGGUAAUACAUCAGCUUCCGCUUGUUCCAAUGUGAGAAGUGUUAAGACUUUCAGGUAGCAAUCCCAGUUUAAAUCCAGUUCAGUGCAAGGGAUGCAUGGACUCUCCUAGGAGACGUUUGUAGCACCAGUCUAAGAUGUCAGUAGACGUUUGCACGGGGUUCAUGAAUGGAAGAGGAUUGCCAAGUUAGGCUGAACUGUAGGGAUAUGAGCAAUUAAAGAUGUCUUAAUUUUGAAAACACAAUGAAGCAUUCAGACCACCUUAAAGGUGUUUAGUAUAAAAAAAUGUGGGACCAGGAGACUAGAAAGAUGACUGUAGUAAAGAGCUCUUGUUGCUCUUCAAGAGGACCAGGGUUCGGUUCCUCUCCUGGGUAGUUCACAACUGCCUUUACUACCGGGGAUCUGACUCCUUGUUCUGGCUUCUGGGGCGGUGGGACCUGCAUGCAUGUGGUGCACAUACAUUCAAGCGCACACAUACACAACUUUUAAAAACUAGACAUGGGGCCAGAUACUAAAAAUAGUUUUAAAAAACAAGCUACCAGAUACUAAAGUUAAUAUAAUCUAAAUUACUUAGAAAUUACAGUAGGCCAGAACCCUUAGAAAUAAAAACAUCUAACAAUACAGAUUCUAGAGUAUUCUUCCUCAUUAAUGAUUUUGUUAGGUUAUGCUAUUUAAUUUGAGAAGACUUAGUCUCUAGAGGAGAACUCCCUGGCUUCCAUCUAAAAUAGUGGCCUUUUUCCUAUGGCGGUUAAUUAAACUGUGUAUUCAUAAAACGACAAUGUUUCCUACAUUUAAUCUGUAAAUAGCAGAGAAAAUAACUCAGCGAAGAACAAGUUGAAGGAAGUCGUUCAUUUUGCUGAUAAAAAUUGAGCAUCUCGAAUUUUUUCUAUAAAGAGCACUUUGUACAUUUAAUAGUUUUUUAACAUAAGAUCGAUAGACAAUGUGUUUAUGUGCGUGUUGGAUAUCAAACAGUGGUCUGAACUUGACUUAGAUGGUUUGCGUUGCUUACACCAUAUGCUUACAGUAAUUUACUGAGAAGCUGUUCCAGACAGUGCCGUGCCGCAUGGCCAAGUAGCUAGAAGCAUCGCUAAGCAUCAGCAGGUGUUCUCAAGGGUCUUCCUUGGACCCCAAGCCGCAAGGCUACAAAGUGUCAGCUGUUGAUAAAGUUACAUUUCACAACAAAUAGAUACUAUAUUGCUUGAUUAGCUUGGUGCAUUUCUAAUACUUUUUUUUUGCUUUCAUAUUUCAGAGGGGAAAAUUAUAUGUGAAGAUAUUUUGAAAUACUAUAAAGUGAUAAAUAGUUCUAUAUUUCUGUACGGUGGAGAUGUUUCUGACAUUAAGAUUAUUGUAUUCUGCAUUUUCAAACUCAUUCUAAUAGGAAAGUUUAAAUCGUCAUCAUGGUCUUGAAAAAUCUUAUCGGCUUCUUCCAAAUCGAGGCUUGUUAAUUAAAUUGUAUAGUUUUGUUUUUAGGUUUUGAAAUUCUAAUUCUUAGUUUUAAGGAACGGAAGAUCUACAACUCAGGAGUUACUAGGAAAGUUUUAAUAUUUGAUUUUUUUUUUGGCGUUACAUAUAUAAAUACUUGAAUGUGUAAUAAAAACCUGUCCUAGCCAUGACACAUUGUACCACGCCCUCCUGAUUUUCAUAAUUUACCAGGAAUGAAGGUAGGAUGGGUUGAGAAGGAAGAACCAUACACCUAGGUAGUCCUUAGAAAGAUCAUUUUGCUAAGUCAACCUACAUGUCAAAUGGUAUUUUAAAGUAGUUAAUGAACACAGCAUAUUUGCUUAGUUAUCUUAAAGUCAAAGUUUGUCACACAGCCAUUUAGCCAAGCAAAUUUAAAACUAUUCUCCAGGCUCCUCUAAACAGAACAUUUAAAAACUUAGUUAUAAUUACAUCAACAGACCUUUGAUGACUAUUUGGAGUAAGAUUUCCUAGUUACAGGAGGAUUGGGGAGUAGUUGAUUUUGGACUAUUUUCCUUUUCCUUUCACUGCGUGCGUGUGCGCGAGUAUCAUUCAAGGUGGGGGUAGUUUUAAAGGAAGAUGGCUGCAGUGAAUGUCGUAUAGAGUAGCCUAAUAAUGCUUGUCUACUUACCUCUUUAAGCAUUGACUUUGUUGCAGGAACAGAUUUGUGUGGGAAAUCUCUAGGCUGACAGUGAAAACUACCCUACCUCCCGCACUGUUCUAGGGAGCCAGUCCCACCAAGCAGAUUGCACUCAGGGACAGUCUGUAUUUAGAAAUCUCAUUAUUGAAAUAAACACUAUAGUUCUAACUUGAAUGCCUAGAGGUUUCAGAUGUGCCUUAAUGAACGUAAAUGGUUUUCAUUCAGAAGUUCUCAUUACUAUCCCAUUGUAAACUCUUGCCACGAGGAACCCAGAGCACCCAUUCUUAAAGAGUAUUCAUCUCAAUAUUUAACAAUGUGUCACCUUUGCUGAAAUGAUUCAGAGGAGCAAAGAUUCUCCUGCACUGGUUAUUUUGUUUCUCAGUUCUGUUACAUGCUGGCCUGUUUAAACAUCCUUUGGUUAAUACAAGUCAUAAUGGUUCCUCUUAUCUUCUGUUCUUGCAUUCAGGUGGCUACGUGAAAUGGAAUGUUAUUAGAGAAAUUACUCAAGCCUUCAUUCUCGUAGUUGUUAGGAGGAAUCUGAAAUUAGUUUGAAAAACCUUAACAUUACCUUCUUAGUCGACACGUUUAGAAAGGCUUGUCCUUGCUUUCCCUCUAGAUUAGAGAAAGUAUUCAAUGUCAUCUAAUAUCACCAGUUCUCUUGUGAAAUUUGUUUUCAUUAUUUGUGGAAAGUAUUUUCUUCUUGAAUUAAAGUUUCAUGUGGA